Messenger RNA from Cornus florida, 779 nucleotides. Its product is annotated as acyl carrier protein 4, chloroplastic. Gene Ontology annotation, molecular function: acyl carrier activity. The coding region runs from base 108 to 530 and encodes 140 amino acids. Lineage: Eukaryota; Viridiplantae; Streptophyta; Magnoliopsida; Cornales; Cornaceae. The record is from RefSeq and is a predicted model, not a curated record. Gene Ontology annotation, biological process: fatty acid biosynthetic process. The transcript has 4 exons.
CUGCUACCCGGACAAUAUCAUUUCCUCUGUGAAAACUUGCUAUAAAUUCAGUUUUUCUAGUUCAGACCCUCUUUCUUCUGAAUCUCUGCUCCAUUCGGGUUUUGUCAAUGGCCUGUGUUUCAGCUACUUGUGUUAGGUUCGAGUCAUCAUGGAAACAUUCUACUAAGCUCACUCAGGUAACUGGAAGGAUUUCUAGUUUGAAGCCGGUUUCCGUGGGAUGGGCUUGGAGUGGCUUCCGUUCUUCAAGAGCCUCGCGCCUUUGCAUCACUUGUGCAGCAAAGCCCGAGACAGUGCAGAAAGUUUGUGAAAUCGUGAGGAAACAACUCGCCUUGCCUCCUGAAUCCGAGCUUACCCCUGAAUCCAAGUUUUCAGCACUUGGCGCCGAUUCCCUUGACACAGUGGAGAUAGUGAUGGGAUUGGAGGAAGAGUUCGACAUUACUGUGGAGGAGGACAGCUCUCAGAACAUAACGACUGUCCAAGAAGCGGCCGACUUGAUAGAGAAACUUGUUCAGAAGAAGGGUGAAGCUUGAAGUGAGACAUCAUCCUCGUCGGCGGCUAAGAUGGCCAAAUGAGGGUUUAAGGUAGAGGUUCUGGAUUGGUUGAGGCAGAGGAUCAUUUGGUGAGCUAGUUAGGUUUGUCUUUGUUUUGUGCUUUUGUCUGUUGAGAAAACCUAGAUUUGAACUUGUACUAAUGACCUCCAAUUCUUUUUGCAAAUUGCGGUGGGAAUGAACCUCUUUAGGCAUGGUAUGUUUUGCUAUGAACCACUCCUUUCAUCUUUA